Chara braunii is the source of this 2354-nucleotide messenger RNA. NCBI's taxonomy places the organism in Eukaryota, Viridiplantae, Streptophyta, Charophyceae, Charales, Characeae. The record is from the annotation of a GenBank genome assembly.
GACGUCGGAAUCGACUGGAAGAAUCUGCUGCUAGGUGGUGGAGGGGUCAAUAUGAAUAACGGGAAUAACAAUGGUGGCAAUGGGAACAACGGAAAUGGGGGAUACGGGGGAAGGAAUGGUAUUACGUGCUAUGAGUGCGGGAAAGCAGGGCACAUAGCGCGGGACUGUUGGUCGAAACGCGGUCCCAUGAGGCCGAACCAGCAGGAUGAUGAGGUACAUGUGUUCGUAAGAGAAUUGAUGGAAGAGAAGAAAGAGGAGAAGCGCAAGAGGAUCGAAGAUGAACAGAGGAUGCUGAAGGAAGAGGAUGAUAGGAGGCGGGAGUUAGAUAUUGCCAAAAGGACGGAGGAGAUGAAGAUGCAGCUGCAAGCGGACAUUGAGGAAAAAUGGAGGAGGCAACAAGAAGAAGCAGCGAACAGAGCGAGAGAGGAGAGGCAGGAAGUGGGGAAGGAAAUUAGUCCAGGAAUAUCACCACAGAGUAAGGCUAUAACCAACGGCAAGGCGAAGAGGAAGACGCGGAGACAGACCAAGAAGAAAAAUAGAGGGAAGACAGAGGCACGUUCCUCCAGCAGCUCGGACACGAGCAAAAACUGUAGGACAUCAGCGAGCGAAUCGAGCGAAGAUUCGGAAGAGGAAGCAAGACGGAUCGUGCACAUACUCCGCGCCGAGAAGCAAAAACAAAAGCCUAGGAAGACGCAAGGAAGAGUGAGGCCAGCGAAGAGGACACCACCAAGUGUGUACGAGAAAGGAGAAUGUUCUAGACGUUCCGAAACGCCGACGGCGAAAGGAGAGACGGUCACGGAGGAACCUCGGACACCACUCACUGGAGGUCGCAAGGGCGUAUCCGCGGGAUGUUCACGGGAAGGGUUCGUCGAUUACACGCUGAAGGUUCUCCACGCGUCUGUCCUGAAGACGGAGGUCAGGCGGAAGGUGGAAUCUGUAAUUGACAAGAAAAUGGACGACCAUGCUCUGGUAGCGUUCGUUAAGAAGAAGGUGAGAAUGGUGAACACAAGGAAUAGGACAGUGGGAGAGGUGAUCCACAACCACCGCCGGCAUGCUCAUACUCAGCCGGUGAGUUGCCCCUGUGAACACCACCUUUUGACCAAGAAAGACGGGCACAUACUCACGAGAGUGUCGGAAAUAAAGAACGAACCGAUGUUUGUGCGAAAUGCGAAGAACGUGACGAGACCAGAUGAACAGAACAGCAAGAGAGACAUCAUACAAGGAAUCAGCAUGGCAAUAGCCCAUCUCAAGGGUAGGACGCAGGAGGAGAUGAACUUCGACUCCUGCGUCAAAACCGAGAACGGAAAGUGUGCGGCCUGGAUAGAGGGUGAGGUACGUAACUGGGCCUCGAAGAAUCAGGGACUAGUUUUGGUUCCUGUAGAUCGCAAUCCAGGCGACACUGUGUUGAUUUGCCCGGUUCUCUAUAGGCACGGGUUCGGAAGUACUUUCACGUGGAACCCGGACUACGAAUCGGUGGGCAAGCCGGAGGCAGAGGUCUUAGCUCGAUGUAAGAAAGAGUCCGAGGAGGCAGGACUUACGGAGAUUGGGAGAUGGAAGAGCGAUGGGAAGCUGGGAAGAUCAUAUGUGAUAUCGAAGGACAAAGAUUUGCAGCGUUGGAGACCGAUCGCCCCAGCGUGCAACGAUCCGGCAGUAUUGGUACAACGGAGAGGGGCUAGAGCCUUGCACUGCCUCGUCACGAGGUUCUCUAGGAGGAAGAAUUUUCACCUGAAAUCGACUAUGGAGCUAAAGGAGGAUCUAGAGAACGCAGGAGAGAUCCUGAGUAGAGAAGGAUGUGAUAUGGCGAUGGGGAGGUGUUACAAUAUCAAGGAGAUGUUUUCCUCGAUAUCGCAUGCGUCGGUGAAAGAUGAGGUCUCGGAUUUGGUGAUGCAUUUUGAAGAACAGGGAUGGAGGCAGGUGAGAGUUGCGACCAGAGGAAAACUGUGCCAUAUGUCGAAGACCGACCGGAAAGAACCCGGUUUUGUCACGGUUAAGCUGGACAUGAUCAGGACGAUCGUGGAAUAUGACGUGGCGGAUGCGUAUAUGAUGCAUGGCGGCGUGGUAAGGAAGCAAAUCAUUGGUAUCCCGAUGGGUAGGACCACCAGCCAGUGCUGGCCACAGUGACGUGCGCAAUGGCCGAGGCAACUUUUCUGUCUAGUCUUGGAUCGGAUAGGAGCCGUAAGACAUGUCCCUCACAAUCUCCUAUAGCCAUCUGCGUCCGUUCUCCAAGGUAAUCAGCCAUUCGUUUGCUUCAAUAUGUAGCUCCCUCUCCAAAAUCUCCUCCUUGGUAGUCAUGGCUCGCUCAAAGAACCGCGCCGCUUUUGUGCAGUAACCUCCAAUCAAUCCCCUGAUCACGU